Molecule: messenger RNA, 870 nt
Organism: Aureobasidium melanogenum CBS 110374
Lineage: Eukaryota; Fungi; Ascomycota; Dothideomycetes; Dothideales; Saccotheciaceae
Exons: 1
Coding region: 1-870 (289 amino acids)
Source: RefSeq, a predicted model, not a curated record
AUGGUUUGUGUUCUUGCAAUACGUGAUGGCCGGCUUACGUGCAAAAAUCCAGAACGCGACCUGCACCCCGACUGGAAUAGGGCUGUGACUCCUUUUCUUACGCCAGCCGAACACCUUGCACAGAUCAAGCAAAAGGAUCCCGCUUUUGCUUCUACAGAAAGCGUUCAAACAGCUUUGCGACUUGCAAGAAAGGUGGAGAAAGGUACUGCGCAGCUCAGAGGGCUCAAAGGUUAUGUCGAACCUCGAAUCGACUACUGCUCAGGGGCUGCCCAUUUCAAGCCCAUUCGAAAUGGCCUGAUUACUUACCCGUCGUGGGAGCGCCAGGACUUUCAAAUACUCUUGAAGAUGUGGUGUGUAGACAGUCCCCGACACCGUCACUCUCGAGCCGCCUACGCAUUCAACCCGGACGGCACGCCAACAUCCGAAUAUGAGAAAGCUCUGACAGUCUAUGCGGAGCAACGUAAAGACGUGGUCGCAGCUCACAGCGAUGAGUACGUCUUGAAGACCGGCGGCGAGACAGCUCGCAAUCCUUUGCACCCUACAACUGGCCCUGCGAGGAGCGAGGGUGCACAGAAGCAGCAGUCCAGCUCGCAGAUACAAGAUGAUGAGAAAGAGGACCAGGAGGAGGAAGAGGAAGAGGAAGAGGAGGGAGAAGAGAAUGAAAAGGAGAACGAUGAAGAAGACACAGACGAAGAUGAGAAAGAGGGAGAUGAUUGGCAGAGCCGAUGCCGACGGUUGGAAAGGCGAGCCAAAUUCAAUGAGGUUUGCAAGCGUCGUAGAGAGGACACUCAACGUAGACGAGGCCUCAGUCCCGAUCCGCAGCGAACAGUUCCAGAAGGCAAGAGAAGGAAACGUAAAGGCAGAAUUUGA